AAAGUGCCACUUCUGAACCGCACGGACAUCGUGACGUCAGCGUCGGAGCACUAAAACAAUCAACCUCCUCCGUGAACGACCGACCGACCGCCGCCUCUCCAUCAUUCACAGCUCAGCCGCCUGUAGCACGCAUCCCUCCGCCCGACCACCGCAACCAGCAUGUCAGCUCAGGAGCUCGGCUCGGACGGGAAGUGGAUCGGGGACGAGUUGGACAGAAACGGCCUGUUCGGAAACACCGCGACCCGGUUCGACGAGCUGCGCGAAGAACUGAAUCCGAGAGGAGACGAGGCGGCGGGCAACCUGGAUCAACAAUUUCAUCCUUUCCAGGACGACGGCAAAAAGCCUCCCGUUGCUAUGGAAACUGCAUCCACAGUAGAUGACCUGAUGUCCGGCCUGUUCACGAAGCCUAUGAGUGAUGAUGGUGAUGUAUACACAUCCCUGCUGUCCACUCAAAGUUUCACAUCAGGCCAAGAAUCCUCAUACCUGUCAGAUGACCUGAGCUCCACAAAGCCCUCCUCAGGCUCCUCCCUCCACGACAGCUAUGGCAACUUCAAUUCCAGCACCAACAUCGGUUCCAACCUGACUGAUAACACACCUAAAUCACUAAUGGGAUUAGAUAAAACAGAACCUUACAACUACAUGGACAUCAGCCACGGGGACGAUCACCACGCACAGGACCAGGGGCCCCUGCACAACCUGAUGGACACAACGUCAAGUGGUCGGAGCUCCCUUGGCAGCUACCUGGAUAAGAGCCCUGGAGGAGAUGACAAUGAAGAUGACGAGGAUGAUGAAGAGAAUCUAGGUCCGGCAUUGGGCUCCCACUUUCCCUAUGUGGAGGAACCCUCUGAUGAAGAGCUGCCAGAUUACCGGUCCUACAGGAAUCUGGGCAGCACCCCACAGUCAGCCAGCCCAGUGAAAAUCACCUUGACCGAGUCCCAGCCUUCAGCUGAAAAACCUCCUUCUCAGCAACAGCCCUCUCCAGUCAACACAUCAGAACGUGAGAACAUCCUCAGUGUGGGCUUGCAGGGUGUUCCCACCGUUACACUAUCAGAGCCAGAGGACAACAGUCCUGCUUCGACUCCGAGUGCUUCACCAACACAAAAAGAAUUCCCAUCCAGUGACAUCGUCAGAGGUGACACAGUGAAGCCAGCAGUCUCCAGAGGUGGAUCCAGUGUAGAAGCCAGGAGCAGGGAGCAUGAGGGCAGCAGUGCAGAGUCUGGGGACUCUGAGAUCGAGCUGGUGUCUGAGGAGCCGGUCAAAACUAGCAGCAACCCAUUUGCCCAGCCGCCAAAAAGCAAGGCUGCUUUCAGCCAGCCUAACGACGUCUUUGACAAUCCCCAUGUCAAUAAGGGUGGUUUUGGCCUGGCGGGCAACCAUGCUCCGCCCAUGUCCUACAGUAUUCUUAGGGAAGAGCGAGAGGCUGAGCUCGACAGCGAUCUCUUCAUCGAGUCUGCUUCUGAGGAGAGCCCAAAGAGAGAGCAAGGCUUUAGCGGCCUCAAAAGGGGAGUCAGUCCUCCCUCUCCCCUCAUUCCCAGUGCCGUCCCUCCCCGCAGUACCACUGAGGUUGUGCCAAGUGAGCCCUCCAUGCCUGAAAAGGUCAAGGCUCCAGUGAAAAUAGAGGAGGAUCACCCUAGCAAACCCAAGCCUCCCACUGCCGCCAUACCCCCAGAGGUGCGCGCCGAGAGGCCCAACCAGGACGACAUGUAUAAACACACCAAUGAGGGCAAAGAAGACUUCGGAAAAUCGAGUGCGGAAAACCGAGUGCGUACCGUGUUACUGGAGAGCUUUAACAAACAGAAAGCUAUCGACCUGCUUUACUGGAGGAAUGUGAAGCAGUCUGGGGCCGUGUUCAGCAGCGUGCUUCUGCUUCUCUUCUCGCUGACCCAGUUCAGCGUGGUCAGCGUUGAGUCCUACUUAGCCCUGGCUGCCCUCUCUGCCACCAUCAGCUUCAGGAUCUACAAGUCUGUGCUCAGGCAGUGCAGGAAAACAGAUGAUGGCCAUCCUUUUAAAGCCUACCUGGAGAUGGAAAUCUCCCUAUCCCACGACCAGAUUAGUAAAUAUGCGGACAAAAUCCUUCUCUACACCAACACCUGCAUGAAGGAGCUUCGCAGGCUGUUCCUGGUACAAGAUCUGGUCGACUCUUUGAAGUUUGCUGUUCUGAUGUGGCUGCUGACCUAUGUGGGUGCUCUCUUCAACGGCCUGACACUGCUCAUCCUAGCUGUGGUCUCCAUGUUCACCAUGCCUGUGGUCUAUGAGAAACAUCAGGCACAGAUUGAUCAGUAUGUGGGUUUAAUACGGACCCAGGUCAACUCUGUGGUGAGGAAGAUCCAAGCAAAGAUCCCCGGGGCCAAGAGAAAGGAGGAGUAGAGUGGCGUGUCUCACCCGAAUGCUGACGGUCCAGUCAGCUGAGAGACAGGCAGCUCAGUGGCUGUUGGUGAACCUGGUCAUCAUCUGUGGGGCGUUGUGCUGUGUCAUCUUGGUGUCUCUACAAGCAUCCACUGGAGAAGCCUCACUCUGUCUAUAGCAGUCUAAACACUAACACACACACUGUCACACACAUAUGAUCCUGUUUCUAGGUAGGCAAGUACACAACUCGAAAAAAAAAAUAAAAUAAAACUUUUUGUGUUGCUUAUUAUGAAGUGCAUGAAGUCGAGCCUUGGGUAAAUAAUAUUUGAUAUCUUUUGUGCAGUUUUUAAAAUCACGCUGUUUGCUUUGCAGUGCAUACCACAAACUGUAAGGUUUGCACAAAAUAGGGGAAAAAAAGAAAAAG
Messenger RNA from Thalassophryne amazonica, 2770 nucleotides. It is a transcript of the gene rtn1a, whose product is annotated as reticulon 1a. Gene Ontology annotation, biological process: endoplasmic reticulum tubular network formation; brain development; neuron differentiation. The record is from RefSeq and is a predicted model, not a curated record. Lineage: Eukaryota; Metazoa; Chordata; Actinopteri; Batrachoidiformes; Batrachoididae. Gene Ontology annotation, cellular component: neuron projection; postsynaptic density.